Molecule: messenger RNA, 2491 nt
Organism: Micropterus salmoides (largemouth bass)
Lineage: Eukaryota; Metazoa; Chordata; Actinopteri; Centrarchiformes; Centrarchidae
Gene: trim45
Product: tripartite motif containing 45
Biological process (GO): positive regulation of DNA-templated transcription
Cellular component (GO): nucleoplasm; chromatin
Molecular function (GO): protein binding; ubiquitin-protein transferase activity; zinc ion binding
Source: RefSeq, a predicted model, not a curated record
CGUGAGGUGUCGGAUGUCCCAUGGAGCAGUGAACUCAGCCAACUUCUCCCGAAGAAAAGUAGGGCUUCCCAGUGGGAUUAUAAUCAGUAAAGGGACAUUAAAACAUCUAUAGUUAUCAGAGUGCGUAAACUGAGUUUCACAUGAGUGCUUAUUAUGCAGAGCAAAGUUUCGAAAGAAGUUUUCCUUAAGUUCUGACAGGUUUGUGUAGCUCGGUGGUUUUCAGGGUGGUGUUCACUGGUUUGUUUUUGACACCAAAGUCACCAAAAACAGACAGUAUGUCGCAGUCUGAACAGAAAGAAAACACGGAGCAGCCAAAGUUAAGCUCUGAAAAUGAACACAGCGGGUUCUUGGUGAACCCGAGAGCGGUUUGUAACGCGUGUAAACGCUUGUACCGGGACCCUAAAAUCCUCCCUUGUCUGCACACCUUCUGCUCCGACUGUGUCGGCCGGCUGGAGCCGUUCUCUGUGUCUUCGCGCAGAGGCGAAGAAGCGGUGGAAGAGGACCGACCCGCCGUCACCGUCACGGUGCUUUGCCCCGACUGUGACUCCGAGGUGGACAUCCCUCCUUCGGGACCGGAAGGGCUGAGCACCGACCACCUGGCGCUGGACGAAGUAUUCCUGGAGACCCUGGCGACGGACGGCCCGCUGGGAUGCGACCUGUGCGGUGAAGGAGGCGCCGAGAGCCGCUGCGAGGUCUGCUGCGUCAACCUGUGCGAGUUCUGCUGCCAGGCGCACAGGCGGCAGAAGCGAACAGCAUCUCACUCUGUUCAGUGUCUGGAGGAGCUGAAGUCUCGUGGUCGUCUCUGCCGCCCCGUCCUCUGCUCUCUCCACCCCGGCCAGGAGCUCCGGCUCUUCUGUCAGCCCUGCGACCUGCCCGUCUGCCUGGAGUGUGCCGCCACACUGCACCGCGACCACCGCUGCUGCCCCACCCGGGAUGUUAUCGAUCGUCAUGGAGACCGCAUCCGAGAGCUGGUCACGGUGCGCCUGCGACCCCGACUGGAGCGUUUAAAGGACUCGCUGCAGAAGGUGGAAGUAGCCCAGGAGACUUUGCAGGCACGGGUGGAUGCAACAGCGAACGAGGUGAGGGCGUUUGCGCGAGCCUACGCCAGCGCUGUGGAAUCCCACUGCCUCUCUCUGCUGCAUUGCCUGGAGGACGUCCGUGUGCAACGCAGGAACCAGCUUCACCUGCAGAGGGCACAGCUGCAGCAGGCUCUGUUGGACAUUGGAGGCGGAGUGGAGUUUGCAGAGAGACUGCUGAGCUGCGGGUCAGACGCUGAGAUCCUCAGCGCCAAAGGAGUGACCCUGAGAAGACUGACCAGCCUGGCAGAGAGCAGCUAUGACCCCCACCCGGCAACUGCCCCAGACGACGGCAGCAGCAUCAGCUUCAUGCCCAGGGAGCCAGCGGGGGAUUUGGAGGGCUACCCGGUGGUCGGGGUUAUUAACUCUAAGACAGUGGACCUCAGCAAGUGCACCAUCGAAGGGGAAGGUCUACAGAGGGGCAGGGAUGGGCAGCAGGGCCACUUCACCCUGGUGUGCCGGGACUCAGCUGGGGAGCAGAUGACACGAGGUGGAGAGCAAGUCUUGGUCAGCGUCGUUCACAAGGAGAAGAAAAACUGCACAGUGGAGGCGACAGUGGUUGAUAACAAUGAUGGAUCCUACAGCAUUUCGUAACCUGAAGAGCCAGGUGCCUACUCAGUGUGGGUUUGUGUCAAAGCCCAACAUGUCAAGGGUUCUCCGUUUAUUCUAGAUGUGAAGAGAAAGUUGAGGCGUCACCGUGGGACGUUUCACUGCUGCUCCUUCUGCUCCAGUGGAGGAGCCAAGGAGGCUCGCUGUGGCUGCCCAGGAACCAUGCCAGGAGGAUUCAAAGGUUGCGGUCACAGUCAUAAAGGACACCCUGGGAAGCCGCACUGGUCUUGUUGUGGCAGCACCGUGGAGCGGUCCGAGUGUUUGCCUCAGAGCGUGUUGGAUGCAGUUUCCCCCCGCGGCCACCUGCGAACUGUGGAGCUCUGAGGCGACGCAGAGAGACCUGUCAAGAUGAUGCAAGUUAAUGAAAGAUGGCAGCAACCAAAAGGUUAGAGCGGCGGGGUAGUAGGGUUGUUGGUGUAAUUCUUGAGCAGACUUGAAAAGGUCAGACAAAGAAAGAGAAGCUCUAAAGCCACGGUGACUGAGGCAGGACAUUAAAGUCGAGGUUUCUUGAGAGUGCUCACCUCUGCCAGACAUUCUGCUAACUGUCAUUGUGAAACAGUCGCCAGUUUACCAUCAGAGACCAACAUAUAAGACAAAGACCUGAGAUAAAGGCUGUGAAUCUAUGUGGUAAAGUGCCUUUUGUGUCUACGCUCUGCCUACACAUGACAAGAAGACAGAACAGAAAGAAAAUUAAAUGCUCCAAUCACAACAGCAUGCUUCUCCUCUUAAAUCAAAUGUGUUAGAAGCCUUGCUGAAGGGCGCCUCAGAGAAGAGAUAGUUUUGCUUCUUCAUUGCUUCACUUUUCU